Molecule: messenger RNA, 1035 nt
Organism: Pecten maximus
Lineage: Eukaryota; Metazoa; Mollusca; Bivalvia; Pectinida; Pectinidae
Exons: 2
Coding region: 241-753 (170 amino acids)
Source: RefSeq, a predicted model, not a curated record
CCUUGAUACGGUCAGUAGACCGAGCUGUGACGAAGGUACACAUACCCACUCAGAUCUCUUCUCAAUGUAACUUACAUUUAACUUUAUAAUUUUACUUUCGUCAUAGAAGCACUCACCUGACAUCUGAACACCUGCGUUUUACACCAGAUGUGGCACGGAUAACUCCAUCUCGACAGAAACCAAGAGGAGCAUGACGUCUUAUACUGAAUUAUUGGCACGCGGAGGAAUCGUCUGUUAAACAUGUCCAGAAGUCAGUUUAACGACAGAAUACUCCGAGGGUUCGUUUUGUCUAGUGAUGCUCUAUUUGAAAUUCGACAAUUGUUAGAUAGGAGACAAAAAACAAAAUUUUCCGAAGGGCUUUCGCCGGAAGCAAGGUUAGCUCUUCAGCAAAUGAAUGAUGACACUCGAGUAAAAUUCACUGGGGAUUCGGACGACAAUUCCCCUGGUGAGGAUGACCCAGAAUACUCCGGUAGAAAAGGUAUCCAGGUAUCUAAGAAAUCUCCGCGAAAGUCCGGGAAGGACAAGUCCAGGAGACAAAUUUCAUUUACAGAUUCUCCGAGAGGAUUGAAAGGAAUAAAAUCUAAUAACCAAUCAAAAGAAGUAUUUAACGCUUACGAAAUAAACAAUAGUUCAUCAUCAGAGCGUGACGUCAUAAGCCAGAAGGAUGACGUUCUGACAAGUGACCCUAACCCUGUCGACAAAUGUCGGGAGUGGGUAGCAGGGAACGACAUAGAGACACCUGCUGGGACGUGAUACACAGAUACGUAGCCCUGUGGCUGUCCACGUCAACAGCUGAUGAUGGAGCUGUGAAACAAAACCGAUUGUGUUAAUUCAAUGACAUUUAAUGAAAAGUACUAUAUUUAAAUUGUUUCAAUAACAUAUGUCUCGCGUCCUUGUGUAACCAUCUUUAGUCUUACGGACGAUAAUGUAAAAAAAAAACAAACAAAAAAACAAACACACACCAUGUUAUAGGGUAUUUAGUGAUACUGGAGUUAUCAACAUCAAUUUGUAGGAAUAAAAUAAUUUUAACUUGGA